This is a messenger RNA of Anopheles maculipalpis, 5875 nucleotides long. It is a transcript of the gene larp, whose product is annotated as la-related protein 1. NCBI's taxonomy places the organism in Eukaryota, Metazoa, Arthropoda, Insecta, Diptera, Culicidae. Gene Ontology annotation, cellular component: cytosol; cytoplasmic stress granule. Gene Ontology annotation, molecular function: RNA cap binding. The record is from RefSeq and is a predicted model, not a curated record. The transcript has 8 exons. Bases 56 to 5875 code for a protein of 1939 amino acids. Gene Ontology annotation, biological process: positive regulation of translation; mRNA stabilization.
UCGGCCAGGAGAGCUUCUCCGCUGAUCGACGCCGUAAUCGUAGCGAGCAUUAAGCAUGGCCUCUACGCAGGUAUCACAUGGAUCCAGUGUUACUAGCAGUGCGGCGAAUAAUAACAAUAACAACAACAACACCCCCAGCAGCUCUUCUUACGCCAACGUGCUGUUGAAUUUGAAGGAACAGGGCAAAGAUUCUUCAAACCAGACUGACAAUAACAAGGAAAACAUAGGCAGUGAGAGAGCAAGCGGCGGUCAGAACAGCGGUAAAGGCAAACCAGUAGCCGGGCCACCGGGAGCGAAAGAAGCUAUGAUGCUUGGAUCUGCGACGACGACCACGUCAACCGCUACCACUGUCACAGGUGCUUCAUCCACUGGGCCACCAACCUCUUCCACGGUGGACGGCGUAAAAGAUGCACUCAACAACGAGCUUGAUUCAAAAAGUACACUCGAGGAACUGGAAGAUGAUGCCAACUUCGUUCCAGUCGUGUCGCACCACAAGCGCGAUCGUAAGGCAAAGGCGGCAGCGGCAGCCGCCGCUGCUGCUGCUGCUGCUGCUGGUUCCGCUGCCAGUACAUCGAGCAUGAAAUCUGCCGGUGAAAAAACUUCCGGAGCUGGAGCUGCUAGAGGGUCUGGUAGACGCUCUGCGGCUCCAGGGACGCAGACGCACAGCAAGCAAAGCAAAGCGACAAACGAACGUGGGCAGGAUGAGAAGGGGUCAUAUAGGAAAGAUUACGGAAAAAGGAAAUCGAGCGAUCGCAGCCGUAUCCAUACCGUCGGGGAAAGUUUGAAGGACGAAAAGGUACACGAAUCAACGGUGGAGGGUGCCGUUGGUAGUGGCGCUGGUGGUGCUGGUGCUGGAUCUUCUACUAGCAAACAGCAACAACAAACUGUUGCCGCCGGUAGUGGUUCAUCGUCCGGCACAACCGGAACACCAUCCGACGAAGAGGAUCGUGGAAAAGAAGAUGGCAAGAAGUUUGUUGAAGCGCCACUUCCGAAGGUGAACGCAUGGAAGGUCACCCCGUCCGUAGAACCGGCACCGAUUCCAUUGAAUGAAACACGUGUUCAGGGCAAAUCAAAUUCCAGCACGGUGCGUGGAGCAGCGUCAGCAACACCUUCAAGCUCGACGGCCACAGCAAAUGCUGCCGUGGCCACAACCAGCACUGCUACAGCUGGAGAAAAAACGGAGGUUGUAAGUGUAGCUGGAACGAAUGAAAAACGCGUUGCACAGACCAAACAGCCAACCAAAACUCAAGGAAAUGGCAACAACAAAGCAACGUCCAAUGAUCCAAACGGCAGCAAACCGAUAGCUUCGUCUGGAGGGAAGUCCGAUAAAAAACGCAAUAACGCAAAGGCUGCCGAUUUCACUGCGAACAGCGGCGAUUGGCCCACAUUAGGCGAAAAGAAGGUAACAACUGCUGAAGGUUCUAAGAAAGCAGCAUCAGGUGAAACGGUAUUAGAAAAACAUAACGCUGGAGCAAAGGUACCGGGUACAGGAACAUCAUUAUCAUCAUCGACAGCCGCUGGUGGUACGCAGCAAAAAUCAACUGAACCACCUUCUACUGCCUCUUCAACUCAAUCUCCAAAAAAGCAACAAUCCUUAGAUAUCGCCGUUUCGGAUAGUGUUUCAAGUUCUGCAAAGAACCCUUCGACGAACGUCGGUAAAGAUAAUUCUACCAAAACCGCAGAAGUGAUUCCGUCUCGUUCCACUGCCAAGUCUCAGAAUCAGCACGUUUCGAAAUCGUCCGGAGAAGAUGGUUCAAAUGGUGCUGGAGGUAAGAAAAUGGCAAACAGUGCUGUUGCGCCUCAAUCCCAACCGGCAUCGUCAAGUACUGACGCAAAGUCGCAACAUGACGCUGCUGGAACUGCGGACCCCAAUACUACCUUAGAGCAAGUGACAAGCACUUCACAAAGUCGGCCACAUAGCCGAGGACGAGGAGCGGCAACUGAUACGGAAGCUAAUGGAGCGAAUUCAACAGCCAACAACAACAAUAAUACCCGCAAAGGCCCAAAGCCGAAAUGGGUUCCGUUAGAUAUUGAACUGCCAAAAACAAGGGAAAGACGAGCGCGUGCGCCCCGGCAUAGACGGUAUGACGACUACGAUGAGGGAAACUGGCAACAGCAGGAUUCAUCUGGACAGCAAUCGGCUCAAACACAACACACUAACCAGCAACAGCAGCAGCAACAACAAUCACAGCAGCAACAGCCUCAUCAGUCUCAGCAGUCUCAGCCGCAGCAGCAGCAACAACAACAGCAACACCGUGGGAAUGCUGUUUCGGGUCGUAUAAGCAGAGGGCGAAGUUCGCGAGGAGGAGGUGGCCCACCCGCCUAUCGUGGAGGAAGAGGAAGUGGGCGCAUAUCUGCCGGACGUGGUGGUGUAGGUUUCGGAUAUCGAAGAGGAGCUCCCGUACGGUCGGGAGGGAAUCGCCACAUGAAUGAUAGGAAUAUAUCUGCUGCAGUAGCUGCCAUUGUCGAGAAUGGUGUCGGCGUGAUUCCAGCAGGACAGGAUUUCCAAGACUUCACUGCGAUGAACAAGAUCGGUUCUGACCAGGCGGCGUUCAUCAUGCCUUAUUUGAGCACGUUCUAUUACAAUGGUGCACCAUUGAUAGGAAUGGAUCAGCUGAGCAUUAAGGAGUGUAUCAAGAAACAAAUUGAAUAUUACUUCAGCGAAGAAAAUUUAAACCGUGAUUUCUAUCUGCGACGGAAAAUGGACCCCGAAGGAUUUCUUCCGGUGACAUUAAUUGCUUCGUUUCACCGAGUGCAAGCACUAACCGACGAUAUUGACAUGAUAAUCGAAUCAAUCAAGGAUUCGGAAAAGAUAGAACUGAUCGAAGAUUAUAAGGUGCGCACGCGAGAGAAUCCUACGAAGUGGCCAAUCGGUCGUUCAGCAACGAUCGUCAAUGGGGCGAUGAGCUUUAGCACGACUUUAAACGAGCAACAGCAGCAGCACCAAGCUAUGCAUCCUCAUACUAUAACGGGAGAACAAAAACCAGCCGCAGAAGAGCAACCGCAGCAGCAACAGCCUACCAGCGUUGUUGCAGGGGCAUCGACAUCGGUUUCCGUCGCUGGCGAUAGUUCCGAUGUUGCUGCCAUGCCGCAGUUGCAGGUUGCUUCGAAAAUUCUUUCUAGUAUUCCACCACCGCCUAGAAAUAUUCGCAAUCCCGUAAGUAAAACAAGCAAAGUUGUGCCGAUACUGAUACCGUCAGUAAAUGUGGCACCGAUGGUGAAACCUUGCUCCGUUAAGGAGGUGGCAUCGAGAGCAGCCAAUGCAGCAACAGCAGCAGCUUCGAGCAGUAAUGUACCAAAUCCUGCUGUCCCGUCCGCUGAAAGUGGCAAAGUGGCAGAGGAAAACUUAAAUCCAGACGUGCCGGAAUUCAUACCGGGCAUCGAUAAGCCACAGGGAAACAAAGCAAGUGAGAAAAAGCAAACAAUCCCACCCACUAGCCAGGGUGGUAAAAAGGCUGCCAAUAAGGCAGGAUCUGGUCAAGUCAGGAGCGAAGAAGCUAAGGAAAGCGAAAGCGUUACAAGCGAAGAUAAACCAGUGGACGGCGACCGCAAAUCACAACCCGAGGAAGAAAACAACGAACAGCAACAACAACAACCAGAAGCCACCUUGUGGAAGGAAGUGAAGAGAAGAUCUCGGUCGAGUCAAUCUCACACCCAGCAAUCAUCAUCGGCUCAAGUCCAGCAACCCCAAAAGCAAUCGCAACAGACAAAAAACAGUAGCGCUACCAGCAGUGUUAGUGGGCCUUUGUCUAAUGACAUUGCUGGUAGCAAGAGAGCUGGCUCGGUGGAACAGCUUACAAAACAAUCUUCCCCGCAAGUGAUGUCCCAUGUAGGAAACGCAUCGCAACAAUUGACUCAGGACAAUGUCAGCAAUGCUGCUGCGUCAAACGUGUUAGCGUCAACAGUAGCGAGUGGUUCCGCUACAGAGGAACGUGAAGAACUGGACUUUCAGUUCGACGAAGAGUUGGACAUCCCCCGAACCUGUGGUGGUCGUGUGAACCACUUUACGGACAACUGGUCCGAAGACGACGAUGAGUCGGAUUACGAAAUACCCGACAACGAAAUCAAUAAGCUACUGAUCGUAACACAAGUUACCCAUCGAUUGCCGAAACACGAUGGUUACGACCGCACAGGAGAUUUUACGACCCGUACGAAAAUCACGCAGGACCUGGAACGCAUCAUCAACGAUGGGCUGUACAACUACGAGGAGGAUCUACUAACGAAUAAAAGUGAUGGACGGCGAUCUGGGGGCUACCAUAACUACCGAACGGUGAACCUAAUUACGCAGGAAGAAUACGAUAAGAUCGUAACGAAGCCACCAAAGCUGGCAAUUCCGGAAGUACCGCUGCCCUCUUUGCCGGUGCCACCGAGUGUGACGAUUCAAUCGCCUCCUCCACCCACUCCGACGCCACCAUCAACGCUCGAUGAUAGCACCUUGGUAGUUGACGAGCACUCGCUGCUGGAUGCAAGUGGUCUAAAUAUGAGCGCCACUUCAACCGGCAACCGUCACAAGGCACGCUUCUACGCCGUUAAUAAGGACGAGUUUGUCGACCCUAUCACACCGCGCAAACGUAAAACGCGACAUCUCACCAAUCCUCCCGUGGAAAGUCACGUCGGUUGGGUGCUGGAUGCGGUUGAGCAUCGACCUCGCACGACCAGCAUUGGCAGCUCGGCCGGCACAAGUCCGACGGCCUCAAGCUACGGCUCAUUGCCGCAUAGUUUACCAGUCUUUCAGCAUCCGUCCCACGCGCUGCUGAAGGAAAAUGGCUUCACGCAGCAAGUUUAUCACAAGUACCAUAGCCGGUGUCUGAAAGAGCGCAAGCGGAUGGGUCCUGGCCAGUCGCAGGAGAUGAACACACUGUUCCGGUUCUGGUCGUUCUUUUUGCGAGAGAACUUCAACAAGAACAUGUAUAACGAAUUCCGGCAGCUAGCCAUUGAGGAUGCGGCGGAAGGCUUCCGUUAUGGACUGGAAUGUUUGUUCAGAUUUUAUUCGUACGGUUUGGAGAAGAAAUUCCGAACGCAACUGUACGAAGAUUUCCAACAGGAGACCGUGUCGGAUUACGAGAAUGGUCAGUUAUACGGACUGGAGAAAUUUUGGGCCUUCCAAAAGUACUAUAAAAACGCUUCCAAGCUUUCGAUAAGUCCCAGACUUAAGGAAUACCUAGACAAAUUCAAGUCGAUUGAAGAUUUCCGUGUGCUGGAACCGCAGAUAAAUGAAAUGCUUGAAGGAGUUGGUAACUUGAAGCCUUGUCAAACGAAACGCCGCCCUCGUAGUGUGUCCGAAAGUGAGGGCGUCGCUGUGGUGGUGGGUUCCGCUCCGGGACCUUCUCACGCUGGAGGUCAUCCGUACCAAGCCGGUGGAAGUCGUCGUGGUGGUGGUGGAGGAGGAGGAGGUGGUAGCAGUGGCAGUGGAGCGGGUUCGUCGAGUCACAGUAAUACUGGCCAUUACACAACCCGUAAUCGGUGCGAUUCAACGGGAAAUAAAACAGUGGAAAGUUCUAACAGGCUUCGCACCCGUGCAGGUUCGUUCGGUGAUUCAACACAGGUAAUGCGCCGCAGGAGUGGAUCGGCUGGUAAUCGUGUGGUGCGUACGUUUAACAACCCAGGUAGCCAUCGGUCUGUUGCCUUUCUUACCCGUUCUUCGAUGCAACCAUCCACGUCAAGUGGAACGGGUAGCAACAGUAACAUCAGUAAACAUCUGCAGCAGCAACCACAGUAUGCUGCAGGUACCAACAAAAUGAAACCGUAUAAAUCAGUGCAAAUUAAUUACAACGCAACCAGUGGAAGCGGAAGUGGUGACAACAGUGCAGGACCUUCGACAGAAACUGCAAGCAGCGGUAACAGCAAAUCCAACGACAGCAACAAUCAUAACUAA